Naumovozyma dairenensis CBS 421 is the source of this 1548-nucleotide messenger RNA. RefSeq names its product putative palmitoyltransferase AKR2 (gene AKR2). Gene Ontology annotation, biological process: protein palmitoylation. Bases 1 to 1548 code for a protein of 515 amino acids. Gene Ontology annotation, molecular function: palmitoyltransferase activity; protein binding. Gene Ontology annotation, cellular component: Golgi membrane. The record is from RefSeq and is a predicted model, not a curated record. The transcript has a single exon. Lineage: Eukaryota; Fungi; Ascomycota; Saccharomycetes; Saccharomycetales; Saccharomycetaceae.
AUGGAGAAUAUCACAUGCCAAGCAUUUUUAACAGCUUGUCAGGGAGGUGAUCUUAACAAAGUAAGAAAGUUUCUUUCUCAAAAUUGUGAUGAAAAUGAUAUCCUCAAUAUUCAAGAUGAGUAUCAUAAAUUAAAUCCUUUACAAUGGGCCAUAAUAAAUAAGAGAAUCACCAUUAUCAAACUUUUACUUGGGCAGAAAAAGUGUCCUAUCAGCGUGAAUGAUCCACGGAUGGAAGCCUCUGGAACACCAUUAUACUGGGCUAUUAGAUACGGUUACGUUGAUAUUACAAAUUUUUUGCUUUUAAGAGGAGCUAGAUUCCAUGAUUCACUGUUGCAUACCGCUAUCAAAAACUCUCAUUUAUUAAUGGUAAUUUAUUUAGUGUCAAACCAAUCUGUUCAAUGUGAUAUUAAUUCUCAAGAUUCACGAGGAAAUACUGUACUACAUUGGAGUUGUUUCCAAAAUGAUCCGCUAACUGUCAAAUUUUUGUUGAAAUUUGGUGCUGAUGCUAACAUUCGCAAUAAUCUUGGCCAGCUACCAGUCCAUUUUGCUAUCCAAAGAGGAAACUCGGAAAUAUUAAAUUCUUUAAUUAAACAUGGAACUGAUUUAAACGUCUCAAAGGAAACAAAUACGGAACAUAAUUUCAUAUCUUUUUCAGAAAAAAUGGGCACCUCCAUUAUAUUUAAAGAAGUAUUAGGAAAAAAAUUAACUCAAAUGAAAACGGUGAAAGAAGUAUUAAAUAUAUGUUCUUUGUACAGAGCCUUAAAACGAAAGGUUAUUGGAUUCUUAGUUCCUUGGACUCUCAUUGUAUAUAUUCAAUUGGUGUUAUUAUUAAAUUCAAGAAGAAUAUUUAUCUUUUCUAUGAUCCCAAUAUUAUCCUCAUUCAAGAAAAUUUCACAAUUUGAUGCUGACAAAACUAUUAGAUUCUCUCUUCUGAAGGGUAAUUUUAUUGGAUCAAUUGUAUUGUCGGCAGUGAUCUUAGUAUUAGUCUUCCCACAUUUGUCAUCUUCACGUAAUACGUACCUUUUAAUAGGUUUGAUAGUAAUUGUGAAUUUUUUCCUAUCAGCUCUUCUAUAUGCCAGAAUUAAAGAAAAAUAUGAAAUCGAAGCAAAUUUAAAUGCCAUUGAACUUACAGUGAAACAACUUCUAAAAUCUCAACAAUUGGAUACUGAACAUUUUUCAACAGAAACCUACAAAUAUAGAUUAAAUACACCUGUCACAACCGACCCAUUUAUUGGCGAUACUCCUGUCAUAUCUGAGAGGAUUUUAACGAAAUCGAAUGCCCAGUCAAUUGUGAUAAACGUUCUAGCUAUAAUAGCCUUAACAUUAACGAUGAAUAUAGCGUAUACAAUAUAUGAGAAGAAUCGUCAAUUUUUGGCUAGUUUAUUGCCUUGGAAAGAUUGUUUGAACGAAACGUUUUUGAAAUCUUCAUUAAUUGUGCUCUGUUUCGAAUUUAUCUUUCUUCUAAAGCUGUUGACAUCAAGAUUUAUCCAACGAAGAAGAUCUUCGCAUUCUAAAAGCAAAGAAACUUCCGUUAGUUCCAUGGUAUAA